CUCCGAGUUCAGGCCCCUGUCCCAUCCAAAUUACUACUGGUGCCCAAUUGGUGGUGCCGGCGACAGCGGCGGCGAUGCAGCUGCUCUCCGGCGCCUCGGCCUCCCGCUUCCCCUCGCCCCUCCCCUUGUUCGCGCGGGUAAGGCCUAGAUGUGUGUCGCGCUAUUCCUCCGCCUCCGCUUGCCGGGCAGCCUCCUCGUCAGCUGCGCCCGUCGGUGACGGCGGCGCGCGGAAGCCGUGGCUGUUCGUUGGGCUAGGGAACCCCGGGAAGAUGUACCAGAGGACUCGCCACAACGUUGGAUUUGAGAUGAUUGAUGCUAUAGCAGAAGCAGAGGGUGUAUCACUCAGCGGUAUGCAGUUCAAGGCAAUGGUUGGCAAAGGUCGUAUUGGAGAUGUUCCUAUCAUGCUUGCCAAGCCGCAAACGUUUAUGAAUGCAAGCGGUGAGUCUGUUGGGCAGCUGGUUUCAUAUUUCAAGAUACCACUUAAUCAAGUUGUUGUGAUGUACGAUGAUCUGGAUUUACCCUUCGCGAAAUUGCGUCUACUGCCAAAAGGUGGACAUGGCGGGCAUAAUGGGAUGAGAAGCAUUAUCAACCAUCUCAAACAAAAUCGUGAUUUUCCACGUCUAAGAAUUGGCAUUGGACGACCACCUGGGAAGAUGGAUCCUGCCAACUUUGUUCUCAGGCCAUUCACCAAAAAAGAACAAGAAGAGCUUGAUUUCACAUUCCAUAGGGGCUUGGAUGCAAUAAGAAUAAUGACACUUGAAGGAUUCAACAAGAGCGCUACUUUCGUGAACACCGCCCAAUCAUCCGAAAUGCUGAAUAGAUGACAAACCAAUUGAUUCAUUUUUUGUGCCAAAGGGAUUUGAGUUCAAGUGAUGAAUUAAAGUUAAGGAACUAGAUAGGGGUUUUCAGUUAUUUGCAUUGUGGCCAUCUUUCCUGUUAGAAGACCCCCACACUGAAAACCAAAGCUUUAUUUGUGCAUAUACGACAAUGGUGGGUGAUAAUAAUUUUAUUUAUACCAGCAAUGUGAAACAUUGUGAACUAAUGGAUGCCAUAGCAUUUGAGUUUA
This is a messenger RNA of Hordeum vulgare subsp. vulgare (domesticated barley), 1066 nucleotides long. Its product is annotated as peptidyl-tRNA hydrolase, mitochondrial. The record is from RefSeq and is a predicted model, not a curated record. The coding region runs from base 75 to 824 and encodes 249 amino acids. The transcript is spliced from 8 exons. NCBI's taxonomy places the organism in Eukaryota, Viridiplantae, Streptophyta, Magnoliopsida, Poales, Poaceae. Gene Ontology annotation, molecular function: peptidyl-tRNA hydrolase activity.